This is a messenger RNA of Poecilia latipinna (sailfin molly), 2864 nucleotides long. RefSeq names its product melanocortin 1 receptor (gene mc1r). Gene Ontology annotation, cellular component: membrane. The transcript has a single exon. Bases 588 to 1556 code for a protein of 322 amino acids. Gene Ontology annotation, molecular function: melanocyte-stimulating hormone receptor activity. Gene Ontology annotation, biological process: G protein-coupled receptor signaling pathway. The record is from RefSeq and is a predicted model, not a curated record. Lineage: Eukaryota; Metazoa; Chordata; Actinopteri; Cyprinodontiformes; Poeciliidae.
UUUACAUAACACUGAACAUCGCUGAAUCCAAACUCUGAGACAGGACCACAUUUCCAACUGACGUCUGUAUGAGAGGAGGAGUUUGGUAAAGUCACUCAGGAUUAUUUUCAAAAUGACUCAAGCAGCUCACUCUCCAUCUCGAACAGACGUCUCCAGUUUUCCUUCUGUACUGUGUUGUCCAGAACGGAUUGGAUGGUUCCAGCAGGUCGGAUGCGCAAAGACUAAGAAUCAUGACGGACAAGAGAAAGGCGUUCGUGGAUAAUUCGUGGACGUCUGUCCAAGUGGAGCUGUUUCGAUGACGGUGGGGAGAAUUUGGAAGAGGAGACGGAUUUUUCAAAUGGACAAACGCGCCGUCUCUCCUUACUUUGCCUUCACAGCUGAGAACUCCCUGGGUCUUACGGUCGUUUGGACAAACUCAGCUUUGUUGGGACCAGCUUCCGAGCGAUUUGCGAGUUGCCUGAGGAUCACAGGACACAUUUGAAGCAGCCGAUGCGCAAUCAUCUUCCCAUGGACUGAUGAAACUUAGUCUCCCCCCGUCGUUCCAGGUAAGCUGAAGUCCGCCCGUCAUCAUUACUCAGAAUUCCGACAUGGAUUUCAGCAACAGCUCCCUGCGCUAUCUCCACGUGGAGUUCAACCCGCUGAGUGAAAUCAUGGACGAGAACGAGACGAACUCCACGCUCGGCGAGCGAAGCUUGCCGAGCUGCGUCCAGAUCCGCAUCCCGCAGGAGCUUUUCCUGGCGCUGGGCAUCAUCAGCCUGGUGGAGAACAUCCUGGUGAUCCUGGCGAUCAUCAGGAACCGCAACCUGCACUCGCCCAUGUACUACUUCAUCUGCUGCCUGGCCGUGUCCGACAUGCUGGUGAGCGUCAGCAACGUGGUGGAGACCAUCUUCAUGCUCCUGAACGACCACGGCCUCCUGGACGUGCACCCGGGCAUGCUGCGCCACCUGGACAACGUCAUUGACGUGAUGAUCUGCAGCUCCGUGGUGUCCUCGCUCUCCUUCCUGUGCACCAUCGCCGCGGACCGCUACAUCACCAUCUUCUACGCGCUGCGCUACCACAGCAUCAUGACCACGCAGCGCGCCGUCGCCAUCAUCGCGGUGGUGUGGCUGGCCAGCGUCAUCUCCAGCAUCCUUUUCAUCGUGUACCACACCGACAACGCCGUCAUCGUGUGCCUGGUCACCUUCUUCUGCAUCACCCUGGUGUUCAACGCGGCGCUCUACCUGCACAUGUUCGUGUUGGCUCACGUGCACUCGCGGCGCAUCACAGCGUUUCACAAAGGCAGGCGCCAGUCCACCAGCAUGAAGGGCGCGAUCACCCUCACCAUCCUGCUCGGCGUCUUCAUUCUGUGCUGGGGGCCUUUCUUCCUCCACCUCAUCCUCAUCCUCGCCUGCCCCACCAGUCCCUUCUGCAACUGCUUCUUCCGGAACUUCAACCUUUUUCUAAUCCUGAUCAUCUGCAACUCCCUCAUCGACCCGCUCAUCUACGCCUACAGGAGCCAGGAGCUGCGUAAAACCCUGCAGGAGCUGGUCCUGUGCUCAUGGUGCUUCGGCAUGUAAGCGGCCGUUUAAGUCACGUAAGCAAAUUGAGGCAAAUUAGGUCAACGUGCGAGCUUUUAUCCGAAGAACUGUUUCUCUGUGAAGGUUUUAUUGGGCGGAUUGGUCUCAGAGCUGCACGCAGCACUUACAAGAUGAAGGAGGAAUCUUAUGAAGACGUUUACUAAUGCCAGCACGGAGUUGGGAUUAGUUUCAUUUGGGAGAUUUUGCCCGUUUCAUUGUUGCUCGAGAACGCUCGAUGCUGAAUACUUUAAGACUUCAGGGCCUUUUCUUUGACAAGAGGAUGUCAGACAACUCAAGAGAUCUUGUCAGGUUGCUUAAAAAAACGUCUCUGAACAUGGACUUAAAAAAAAAAAAAAACUAACGAAAAUAGUCAUUCAACUUUACAUUAUUAAAUAUCAAAAUCCAGUAAAAUAUUUGACAGCUAAAAGGUCACAGCUGCCUAGAAUUUAGGCGGCGAGUAACAAAAUAUUAUCUGUGAUCAUUUGUGUCGUUAUUUCGUUUGACAAUCAGAUAUUUAAAGUGCCUUUCUUUAUGCUGCAAGAAAAUAUAAUAUUAGAUUUCAAAAUUUUAUGAAAGAAAGAAAGAUCCACCAGCUGAUCAGUCAGUUAUUCGGGAUCUUAAUCUGCAAUAUUAUGUAAGAGGCCAGAACGAGGAUCAGAUCCGCAGAUGCGUGAAAUAUCUUUAUGAUUAUUCAAUUCCAUAAUUUACAAACCAACUAAACAUAAAACAGACAUGCACAUGCAAGAGUGUAUGGUAUCAAAGGAGGUAAAAAUGGAGGGAGGAAAAAAUAAAACGACGAAGGACGAAUACUAGAAGAGUACAUGGUAUUUUACUAUAAUUAAUAACCAACUCAGUAAUAAUAAUAAUAAUAAUAAUAAUAAUAAUAAUAAUCAACAAUAUUAUCUCUAUUAUAAUAACUAAUAACAUCUUUCAGCUUUUCUAUUGUUUCAGCAAACAAUAGAAAUUGACCUUGGCUGUAAUUAAUUUACAUUUGUGUUGUUCAAAAUGUUCAAUAAUGUACAAUAUCCCCAAAUACAUAAAUCUUAAAAAAAAAGAAGAAAUAUUAAGGGAUGUUUCAUGAUUUACAUAACAAAAAAACUAUUUUGUUUUUUUCUCUCGAAAAAGACAAAGUUUAUUCACUGUGAUGAUUCAAUAAAUCGUGGUUCCAAUAAAGGUAGUGGAUUAAAUUGCCUCCCAAAAUGCGCCUUGUUGAAACGAUCCUUCAGCUCCAGAAAUCUUGUUUUCUUAAACAAUGCUUGCAGUCAACAACUCUCUCCAAAAAUAAAAGUGCGAAUGAGACCCAGAGAG